Messenger RNA from Rhizophagus irregularis DAOM 181602=DAOM 197198, 735 nucleotides. RefSeq lists its product as uncharacterized. The record is from RefSeq and is a predicted model, not a curated record. NCBI's taxonomy places the organism in Eukaryota, Fungi, Glomeromycota, Glomeromycetes, Glomerales, Glomeraceae.
AUGUCGAAACUCAAUAAUGACGUACUUUUCUUGAUAUUAGAAGAAUUAAAUGAUGAUGUAAAAGCUCUUUACUCAUGUCUAUUAGUUAACAAAACUUGGUGUCAAAAUACGGUUCCAAUUUUAUGGAAAAAUGCUUUGAAAUAUUUUAAAACAGAAUCAAUAAAUUUAAUUAUUAUGCAUUUAUCAAAUGAAACGAAAGAAUAUUUAAAAUGUCAACGCAUUUUAUCGCCAGUUGAAUUUCAGGAAAAACCUUUAUUUAAUUAUAUUGGAUAUAUUAGAUAUUUAAAUUUAACACGCUUAGAACAGUUACUUUUUAGGAUAAGAAAUGUUGAAGAAUAUAAAAUCUCUAAUAUUAUAGAUGAAAUAUUAGAAUUAUUUAUUAAUAGAAAUACAAAAGUUACUCAUCUUUAUAUACCAUCAGAUUUUAAUCAUCAAAUUCACCUUAUUCCAGGAGCAGAACAUUGCUUCUCAGGACUUAAGUUUCUUUAUUGUAGUACUGAUGAUACAAAUCAAAAUCUUUUAGAAGGAUUGUCUAAAAUAAGUAGAUUAAUUAGAAAAAUGGAGUUAUUUGUUUUAACAAGUAAUUUUUCUGGAAUUAUUAAAUUAAUUGAAUCUCAAAAACAUUUAAAUGAAGUUUGGUUUUACUGUCAAAAUAAAUCAAUUCGUGAAUCUCUUGAAGAAUCAUUAAAUUGUCGUACAGAAAUUGUUAAACAUGUAAAAUUAUUUUUUAAUUAG